AAGGCUGGAGCCCUGGAUCCGCACGGUGGGAAGCGGCCCGAGCGCCGGGCGGGGGCCGGGCCGGCUCUCAUGCCCUUUUUGGCGCAGCAGCUCUGGGCGCUGCCCUUUACUGCCGCUGGGGCCCGAGAGAGAGGCGAGCCGGAGACGGCCGUGCUUCUGCAGCGGCCUCCUCCCCUCCCCGCCCGGUGCCGCAGGAUUGCAGCUGGCACUGAAGGGUGGGCAAGCUCGAGGGAGGGGCGCUCUGGGAGCCCCGGCGCCUGUGGGCUCUGAGCCGCGGGCGCCGAGCUUGGAUGCAUUUAGCUGCCUGCGUGAGCGCGUGUGUGGCCACUGCAGUGGCGGUGGCGGCUGGGCCCGAUUUGGCCCGCGAUACCCCUGCGCGCUUCCGAGGAGCCCGGCUGGAGAGCCCGCCCCGCGGCCUCGCCUCCCUGCCGAGCUUCCAGCGCCUCGGGACGCGAUGAGGACCUGGGCUUGCCUGCUGCUCCUCGGCUGCGGAUACCUCGCCCAUGCCCUGGCCGAGGAAGCCGAGAUACCCCGAGAGCUGAUCGAGCGGCUGGCUCGAAGUCAGAUCCACAGCAUCCGGGACCUCCAGCGACUCUUGGAGAUAGACUCCGUAGGGACUGAGGAUGCCUUGGAGACGAGCCUGAGAGCCCAUGGGUCCCACACCAUUAAGCAUGUGCCCGAGAAGCGGCCUGUGCCUAUUCGCAGGAAGAGAAGUAUUGAAGAAGCCAUUCCUGCAGUUUGCAAGACCAGGACAGUCAUUUACGAGAUACCUCGGAGCCAGGUGGACCCCACAUCGGCCAACUUCCUGAUCUGGCCCCCGUGUGUGGAAGUGAAGCGCUGCACCGGAUGCUGCAAUACCAGUAGCGUCAAGUGCCAGCCCUCAAGGGUCCACCACCGCAGUGUCAAGGUGGCCAAAGUGGAGUAUGUCAGGAAGAAGCCAAAAUUGAAAGAGGUCCAGGUGAGGUUAGAGGAACACCUGGAGUGUGCGUGCGCGACCUCCAACCUGAACCCAGACCAUCGGGAGGAGGAGACAGGAAGGCGUAGGGAAUCAGGUAAAAAGCGGAAAAGAAAAAGGUUAAAACCCACCUAAGGCGGCCGACCAGAUGUGAGGUGAGAUGAGCCGGCCGCCCUCUCCCGGGACACGGAUGUACGUGGCGUGUGACAUUCCUGAACAUACUAUGUACGGUGCUUCAUUGCCAAUGUGCGUGCGGUCUUUGUUCUCCUCCGUGAAAAACUGUGUCUGAGGACAAAGAGACAGUGUCCGUUUGUUCAGUGUGACAUCAAAGCAAGUACUGUAGCACUCGGAGAGGCAGCGAGAAAGCUUCCUUGUCACAGAGAGCGAAAACAAAACCACAAAAAAAAAUAAAAAAAAAAAAUUAAAAAAAAACCACCAAAAAAAAAAAAAAACCAACCCAACAACAACAACAAACCCACCACAAGAAACAAAAAGACUGAGGUGGGCAACAGAAGGGCCGUCCUGCAGGAUUGACCCUUGAGGGGUAGCCGAUGUUGGCCACUGCCCUGAAUUCUGCCCGUGGGCACAGGUGCUUUUCGCUGAGGACGCCCGGAGCCUGCCUGGGAUGCUGCCCGCUGGUUCCACUAGGCAAGGAAGCUGAACAGCUGGGAGAUGCCCACGGGCCUGGAAGCCGCCACCUCGCUUGAGUCUGCCUAGGACUUUCCAGACGGCCUUACGUGGAAUUUCUUUUUCCUUUCCUUUGCUUUCUUUCUCUCUCUCUCUUUUUUUUUUACACCAUAAAGUGAUUAAGCUUUUUCUUUUUAAUUCUCUGCCUAGCUUUUUCUUUCUUUGUUUCUUUCUUUUUCUUUUCUUUUUCUUUUUAAACCUCUUGGAUGACAUUUUCGUCGGUAACACGCACGAGGCUGCUGUAAGUUGGGACAGCGAGACGGUUAUUUUUUCCUAGCCAAACUAAUGAGGUGUAUUAAAAUAAACAUGGUAUACCUACCUAUAUACAUCA
Messenger RNA from Alexandromys fortis (reed vole), 1973 nucleotides. It is a transcript of the gene Pdgfa, whose product is annotated as platelet derived growth factor subunit A. Gene Ontology annotation, cellular component: membrane. Gene Ontology annotation, biological process: positive regulation of phosphatidylinositol 3-kinase/protein kinase B signal transduction; positive regulation of cell migration; positive regulation of cell population proliferation. The transcript is spliced from 8 exons. The record is from RefSeq and is a predicted model, not a curated record. Lineage: Eukaryota; Metazoa; Chordata; Mammalia; Rodentia; Cricetidae. Gene Ontology annotation, molecular function: platelet-derived growth factor receptor binding; growth factor activity. The coding region runs from base 455 to 1090 and encodes 211 amino acids.